AAACGGUCUGAUCCCAUCCCAGUGCAGAGAAAGGCGCUCAAUCUCUGUUAUUCUAUCAUCCCAGUACUCGUACAAAAGUUGUGUGUCGCGUGUUGGAUGCAAAGGGUACCAAAAAGCACCGUGAGCCAAUUAUCCAAACACGAUGCUAUCCACAUAAAAGCCCAAGCGACGUUGUCAUUCUUGGCUGCGGCAAACUCGACCUUGUUGCCCACUGACAAACGCCAUCUUCAUUCUGCAGAGCCGAACACAUUUCUUACCGCUGCAGAGGCCAGAACGUCACAGGACCCAUACAUACCUCCACACAGUAGAUAUUCGACCACUUGUUAUCCUGAUCCAGAGCUGAGAUCUUGGGUCAGCCUGGCUUGCUCAACUGGGCAAGUGACGGAGUACUAUGUAGGUGAAGGGAGCUUCUGCCUACGGAUACGGAUACCUUUUCGACUAGACCCCGCUUUUCCACACUUAGGGUGUUGCAUAGGCGUGGAACAAACACGCGGCCUUUCUGUUUCGCAGUUCGCAGCGAUCCUUGUGAUGGCUAAAUUGAGGAAUCACCCAAUCAUCUACGUCGAAAGGAGUCCACUAGACCCCCCACCAAAAAUUACGUCGAGGUCGGCUCACGCCGCUUUGCCUCUGCUUGGCAUGUUGGGAGAUAAGAAUUGCUUCGAAAUAUUUAUG
Pyricularia grisea is the source of this 672-nucleotide messenger RNA. RefSeq lists its product as uncharacterized. The annotation marks the transcript as partial. The record is from RefSeq and is a predicted model, not a curated record. The transcript has 2 exons. Lineage: Eukaryota; Fungi; Ascomycota; Sordariomycetes; Magnaporthales; Pyriculariaceae.